GGCAGGCAGGGAAGGAAGGAACAGAGCCCCGCCGCUGGGUCUCUCUCCGGAGAGGAGCAGCGCCGGAGGAGAAGGGGCCGGGAUGGCGGCCGACGGGGGCCUGGAGCAGCGGGCGCUGCAGUACGAACAGACCUUGAUGUAUGGCCGCUAUACUCAGGACCUAGGAGCCUUUGCCAAGGAUGAAGCAGCACGCAUCCGGCUACAGCAGGAGCGUUGGAAGCCAUCUUCUAAAGAGCGCCUGCGCCCCUCAGAGCUGUUGGAAUAUGACCAGAGCCGCUGCACACGUUGCCGGAUCUGUACAGUGCGAUGCCAAAAGUUCCUCAUCUCUAAAGUGGGUGAAGACUGGAUUUUCCUCAUCCUAUUGGGAUUGGUUAUGGCCUUGGUGAGCUGGGCUAUGGAUUUUGCCAUAGCCACCUGCCUGCAAGCCCAGAAGUGGAUGUAUGGAGGAUUGGACGCCAACAUCUUCCUGCAGUACAUGGCCUGGGUUACCUACCCAGUGGUGCUCAUCACUUUUUCAGCCGGCUUCACCCAGAUCUUGGCUCCACAAGCAGUGGGUUCUGGCAUCCCAGAAAUGAAGACCAUUUUGCGGGGUGUGGUGCUGAAGGAAUACCUUACCCUCAAGACAUUUGUGGCCAAAGUGAUUGGUCUGACAUGUGCCCUGGGCAGCGGGAUGCCUUUGGGAAAAGAAGGUCCAUUUGUCCACAUAGCCAGUAUGUGUGCUGCCCUACUCAGCAAAUUCCUCUCUCUUUUUGGUGGUAUUUAUGAGAACGAAUCCCGGAACAUUGAGAUGCUGGCGGCUGCCUGUGCUGUGGGUGUUGGUUGCUGCUUUGCUGCUCCAAUCGGAGGUGUCCUCUUCAGCAUUGAAGUCACAUCAACGUUCUUUGCUGUCCGCAACUAUUGGCGUGGCUUUUUUGCAGCCACCUUCAGCGCUUUCAUCUUCCGAGUGCUUGCUGUGUGGAACAAAGAUGAAGAAACUAUCACAGCUCUGUUUAAAACCCGCUUCCGACUGGACUUCCCAUUUGACCUGCAGGAGCUGCCGGCCUUUGCUGUCAUUGGAAUUGCCAGUGGCUUUGGAGGGGCCUUGUUUGUCUACUUCAACCGCAAGAUCGUACAGUUCAUGCGCAAGCAAAAGGCCAUUAACCGCUUCCUCAUGAAAAAGCGUCUACUCUUCCCUGCACUUGUCACACUUCUCAUAGCAACAUUGACCUUCCCACCUGGUUUUGGGCAAUUCAUGGCUGGCCAGCUCACACAGAAGGAGACACUGGUGACCCUGUUUGAUAACCGUACAUGGGCCAAGCAGGGGUUGGCAGAAGAAUUUGAAUACAUUGGUGUAUCUGAGGCCUGGAAGCACCCACACUCCAAUGUCUUUGUCACCUUGGUGGUUUUUAUCCUCAUGAAGUUCUGGAUGUCAGCCUUGGCCACCACCAUCCCUGUGCCCUGUGGUGCCUUCAUGCCAGUGUUUGUCAUUGGUGCAGCAUUUGGCCGCCUGGUGGGUGAAAGCAUGGCUGCUUGGUUUCCGGAUGGCAUCCACACAGACAGCAACAUCUACCGCAUCGUGCCUGGGGGCUACGCAGUGGUGGGUGCAGCUGCGCUGUCUGGUGCUGUAACCCACACAGUCUCCACUGCUGUCAUUGUCUUUGAGUUGACAGGCCAGAUCUCUCACAUCCUACCAGUCAUGAUUGCAGUGAUUCUGGCCAAUGCUGUGGCCCAGAGCUUGCAGCCCUCGCUCUACGACAGCAUCAUCCGAAUCAAGAAGCUGCCCUAUUUGCCAGAGCUGGGCUGGGGACAUCAGGAGAAGUACAACGUUCGUGUGGAGGACAUCAUGGUCCGUGACGUCCGCUACAUUACCCUGAACUGUCGGUAUCGCGAUCUUCAGGAUGUGUUGCACAGUACCAAAAUGAAGAGCCUGGCUCUGGUGGAAUCAGUAGAAUCCAUGAUCCUGCUGGGCUCCAUUGAGCGCACACAGAUUGUGGCUCUUCUGAACGACCAGCUGAGCUAUGCGCGCCGCUUGCAGUACAUGCGGGAGAAAGCCCAGGCUGAACGCAGAGCCACCGAGAAGAACCCAGAAGGAGAGGAGCAACACCAAACCUCUGACACAGGAGUGCGCUUCCAGAUCAUCACAGAGGAGUCCUCCUUUGUCCCACCCCGAAGUGAGUCCCGCAAACCCCUCAAGCCAGCUCUGAAGCGAGCCGCCAGCACUUUAUCUGAGAGUCCUUCAAGUGGAGCUGUGGACCCACCAGGUAUCGCCUUGCGGAGCCUUUUUUGUGCUAACUCCCCAACAACAGAGUCUGCUGAGGAUGAGAAUUCGGGCCUGUCUGAAAAGCGCAAGUCGAAGCGCGUCCGCAUUUCCGUGGCGGAUGAAUAUGAAGUGGUUGGCGAGAUGACACCCACAGAAAUCCUGGAGUGGGAGGAACAACAGCUUGAUCAGUUUGUCAACUUCAACAACAGCAAAAUUGACCCAGCACCAUUCCAGUUGGUGGAGCGCACUUCUUUGCACAAGACACACACCAUUUUCUCCCUCCUAGGAGUGGACCAUGCCUAUGUCACCAGCAUUGGACGUCUUAUUGGCAUGGUGUCCUUGAAGGAACUGCGAAAAGCCAUUGAGGGCUCAGUCACAGCCAAGGGCGUCAAGGUACGUCCCCCGCUGGCCAGCUUCCGUGACAGCACCACCAGCAGCAGUGAGACGGAGGCCACCGAAAUCCACCAGCUGUGGGACCGGCGGCACCGACACUCCAUUCCCCGUGAGUCCAGCCCUUCUGAGAGCGACGACAAAUGUCAAUGACAGCAAAGGAAGAGAGCAUGCAGCAGAGUGCUGAUGAACAUAAUAGGUCGGCGUUGAUGCCCCACCACCACAUGGAGGGUGGGGUUGGAAGUGCCUUGCCUAGCAUCCUGGCCCAUGGUCCUGUUACCUCACCAACAGACUUGCCAGCGGCCUCCUCAUCAGAACAGAGUUAGGCCCAAGGCUUGGGAGACAGGCAGUGGGAAUGCUCCCCAGUCCAAAGCGCCAAGGCUGCCCCCUUACCUGUUCUUGGUCGGAAAGAGUGGAGGGUGCAGAACACAUUCCUGCUGAGGAAUUCCUCAAGAUUUUCUGCUGAGAGACCCAUCCUCCUUGCUGGGGUUCGUGUCUCAAGCAGAGUGUAGACUUCGUGGAAAUACUGGAUUCAUCUCUCCCCACUGGAUGCUGAAGACAUCACACCUGUCCCACUAUAGUGGGAUUGCACUCUCAGUCCCACACCUGAGCAGUCUCUUAUCCUGCCCUUGUCUUCAGGGCUUGCUCAUUCAAUGCUACUCUCCUUCAUCUCUCUGUAACUCUGGUUUUUGAGCAACCUCUACACAGAAGACCCUCCAGUGGAAUCAAACCUUCAAAAAGAGGGAGAGUUUGCAAGCAGAGAUUGUGAGGUGAUUUUCUUUGUCCCAAGAAAUCUUUUCCUAACAAAAGAGCAUGUGCUGGUUAUUGCUUUGAGCAGACCACCUCUUGGCUGAGGCUGGUCCUAUCGUUUAGUGCAGCAUUCCCCAAUCUGCUGUGCUCUGGGUAUACUAGACUAUAAUUCCCAUCAUGCACAGACAUUGGGACAGGGGGUCCCCAUAUUUCUGAAGGGCACACAAAGCAAAGCUUGUGGGAAGUUACUUUAUUUUUUUAUAUUUUGGACUGCAGCUUGCAAAAUCUCCCCAGCCAGCACAGAGAUUCACAGAAUCAUGAUCCAAAAAUGUAACUUGCCCCAAACUCUGAAGCCCCAUUAUCUGACUGUCUUAGUCUUUCCUCAGGUCUGCUGCCCCACCAUGAUCCAUUUGCAGUCAGUCAGUGAAUCAUGGCCCUCUUAUUUGGGGAAGGGGUUGUUCUGCUAAAUAAAGGACAAGUCUCCAGCCUCCCCACUUUUAUUAAUAUAUGUGGGGAUAAAAUAAGGUGAACACUGGAUCUCGUAGCUACUGAGCCUUGGGCAGCUUUUCCAUCAUCCCACCCACCCUCAGCCCCAAAUAAAGAUUCUGAAUGGCUGUCCCUUUCCCACUUCUCUAUGUGGGGCCCAUCCUGUGCUUGAAACCCAGAAUGAAGAGAGGAAAGUGGGGAUGGCACCUGAGAUGUAAAUACAGAGAGAUUUUUAUAUUAAUUUAAUAAAAGAAAGAGAUUACAAAUAGAACUGUAAAAGAACCAACCUAA
Molecule: messenger RNA, 4156 nt
Organism: Sceloporus undulatus (fence lizard)
Lineage: Eukaryota; Metazoa; Chordata; Lepidosauria; Squamata; Phrynosomatidae
Gene: CLCN2
Product: chloride voltage-gated channel 2
Exons: 24
Coding region: 83-2782 (899 amino acids)
Biological process (GO): transmembrane transport; chloride transport
Cellular component (GO): membrane
Molecular function (GO): voltage-gated chloride channel activity
Source: RefSeq, a predicted model, not a curated record